Messenger RNA from Funneliformis geosporum, 543 nucleotides. Lineage: Eukaryota; Fungi; Glomeromycota; Glomeromycetes; Glomerales; Glomeraceae. The record is from the annotation of a GenBank genome assembly.
AUGGUGAUCAUAAUUAAAUCAGCAGUACAACAGUUAUUAAAAGAUGUGACUAGAAGAAGAAUGAUUCAUAAAGAAAUUAAACAAAUCUUAAAUUAUACGGAAUAUUCAAAAUGGGACUUGGGGGUAUUUUUCGUAGGAGAUAAGGAAAUUAAAGAAUUAAAUUUACGUUAUAGGAAUAUCAAUAAAGCAACAGAUGUAUUAAGUUUUCCAUUACAUCAGACGAUUAUUCCAGGUAAAUUACCUAAUCCAUUAACGCCAGAACAUCAAAAUCUUGGAGACAUGAUAAUAUCGGUACCAUAUGUUAUGAGAUGGUGUAAAGAACAUGAUGAAAUUGUUGAAAAAAGAUUACCUGUUUUGUAUACACAUGGAAUUUGUCAUUUAAUCGGAUAUGAUCAUGAGAAUGAAGAGGACUUUGAAGAGAUGAAUAAGAAAGAACGAGAAAUUUUGGAUAAAUUUUGGGACUGGAAGAAAAGAGGUGACGAUUGUAAUGGUAGUAAAAGCGAAAUUGAAAGUGAUGAAAGCGAUGAUGACGGAAACUCUUAA